This is a messenger RNA of Hemiscyllium ocellatum (epaulette shark), 1092 nucleotides long. RefSeq names its product amnion associated transmembrane protein (gene amn). Lineage: Eukaryota; Metazoa; Chordata; Chondrichthyes; Orectolobiformes; Hemiscylliidae. Gene Ontology annotation, cellular component: endocytic vesicle; apical plasma membrane. Gene Ontology annotation, biological process: receptor-mediated endocytosis; intracellular protein localization. Bases 1 to 1092 code for a protein of 363 amino acids. The record is from RefSeq and is a predicted model, not a curated record. The transcript is spliced from 9 exons.
AUGGCUCCUCCUGGAUUAAGCAACAUGAAAGCAGUGUACUUCAUCUUCUUUGGCUUUCUUUUCCAUCUUUCAGGAGCCUUGUACAAACAAUGGGUUCCUGACACCAACUUUAACAAUAUUACAAACUGGGACAAGGGGAGAAUUCCUUGUAAGAAUGACAGAGUCUUAUUUCCUCAAGAUAAGAGUUUAAGCAUUUUCGUGCAAUCACCACUUGAAUUGAUGGAAAUGUACUUACCUCUUGAUGGAGAGUUCAUCCUCGGUCAUGAAGCUGGAUUGGGUGCCAGCGAUGGUCAGAGUGUACUGGGAUGUGAAAGAGGUGAGGAUAUCACUUUCAAAGACCCUAACCAGUAUAAAUGGUAUAAUCCCAAGUAUUGGCAGGUUUUAUCAAUGAGUGACCUGGAAAAUGAGAAAUACCUAUUCACCUUGGAUGAAGAAAGUGUUCCCUGCCAACAUGAUGAUGUCAUUUUUCGACCUGAAACAUCUUUCCGUGUGGACCUGGACAGUGAUAUACAAAAUGUCAAUGUUAAAACCAUUUCUUUAAUGAAUAAGACGUUUACAAGCAAUGAAGUAUUUGCUGAGUACAUGUGGUCAAAUACUGGAAAAUUACAGUUCCAAGGAAAUGGCUCGAUCACUGUGACCAAUGCCAAGUGUAAGGAUAAAUCUGGCUGUGAUUGUGGUAACUUUGGUAACCUCAGAAGAAUUUGCUCUAAUUUGCAAAAAGAAGCAGGAAGCCAAUGUUCAGAGCUUACUUGCACAAAUCCCCUGAAGCCUCAAGGUCACUGCUGUAACAUAUGUGGUGCCAUUAUUUAUCUAGAAUAUGGUCCAGAAUUUGACCAAGAAUCAUACCGGGCCCAUCUCAUUGACUCGUUCCUUGGCUUGGACAAAUACCAAGGUGUGCAGAUAUCUGUGACAAAAGUUUACAAGAAGCAGCCUACAAAGAAAACCCUCCUGGUCGAUGCUGCUCCGCAUAUCCAGAUUGUAUUAAUUGAUAAUGAGACUGAGUUGGCAACAAGAACACUUGCAGCUGCACUGGCACUAGAUAUUAUGGAGGAUAUCAUUUCCCGAGGUAACUACAUAUCCACCUCUGAUUAA